AUGGAGGGCCACAGGCGGAAACGUGCAAAUGGACAGUACCAGCAUAGCGCCCAUCUUCUGUGUUCAUUCGUUGUCAAUCCGGCAUUGAUCGACGUCCAACUCCAUGUCGACUGGGAUUCGCGAACCGUCCCUCUGACUUGGCUCAAGGUUCAAGGCCCCCAAGAAAGCGUGGAAUGGCCACACUGCCUUGAUGUGCAUGCAUAUCUUGGUAAAGCGGGGAAGCUGUACGGAGUCCCUAGAGCUCAAGUUGUCUUUUGGACAGGUCUUGAUCCAAAUGCGGCGCUUAUUUCGACGGUGACUUCGCAUUCGAGCGACGAGUGUAUAUUAUUCACCUUGUAG
Messenger RNA from Coccidioides immitis RS, 339 nucleotides. RefSeq lists its product as uncharacterized. Bases 1 to 339 code for a protein of 112 amino acids. The transcript has a single exon. The record is from RefSeq and is a predicted model, not a curated record. NCBI's taxonomy places the organism in Eukaryota, Fungi, Ascomycota, Eurotiomycetes, Onygenales, Onygenaceae.